Messenger RNA from Metarhizium robertsii ARSEF 23, 981 nucleotides. RefSeq lists its product as uncharacterized. Bases 1 to 981 code for a protein of 326 amino acids. The record is from RefSeq and is a predicted model, not a curated record. The transcript is spliced from 3 exons. NCBI's taxonomy places the organism in Eukaryota, Fungi, Ascomycota, Sordariomycetes, Hypocreales, Clavicipitaceae.
AUGUCGGCCAUCGAUACCGGCCAUGUUCUUGUCAACUUCUUGAUAACCGGAGAGUACAGCUGUCUGAAGCCCAAGGGAGAAUCCAUGGACGAGAGACAUGCCUCCGAAUUUACAACGGCACUUCAUGUAUCUGGUGUUGCUGAAUCAUAUGGACUGUCAGGUCUGCGCGAUUUGGCAAUGAAUGAAAUGCAAAAAUUAGGCGACAAAUUGACGAUGUUCUCCCUGAUCCGUAUUAUGGAAGAAGCAAGACCAACACCUGUUCGCAUUCCAGAGGUAGCCGCAUAUAUUCGAUCACGAAUGCAAGAUUUCUAUAAUAUUCCCACAAUAGAAGCUGGAGAAGAAGUCCUGUCUGUAUCUGGAACUCCUCAAACUAUUGGAGAACUUGUUCUCAAGAGUGUUGUCGAAAUACAUCUUCAAGAACUGUCUGUGGAAAAGCAAGCUCCACAAGGUGUGAAUGGAGAAGGGACAUCACCGGCAACAAAGAUUGGGGAGAGUAUGCUCAUAGAAAAGCAAGAACCAGAGCCCGAACCGUUCGAUGGCAGAGAGCAAGAGCAACCUCCGCGAGUGCAAGAUGUUCUUGAGAAUCCGUUUCUCAAUCCGCUUUUGCCCCACAACGCAGCCAAGAACGACAGCCCGGUGCCAACUUCGUCAAUAAACCCGAUGCCGAGAAUAGACAAAAAGCAGAAGAAAAAGAAGUCUGAGACGGCCUCACCCCCAGCAAUUUUCGAACCUACUGGCCAUCCAAAUGAUAACUUGUUCCAAAUAUCCGGGCCCACGUUAGUGCCAACGCACUUUGUGAGCCCUGAGUCACCAAGUCACGAGCCUCUAACCCCUGGCUCAGGUGAUGAUACCCAUGGCCUUCAGCUGGACUGUGCAAAUCGGUCAGACCAUUUGGCUACCAACGGAGAUUGGAAGAACUGUUCCAACUGUCGCAAACUCGUGCGGCUGUUCAGUCACGAACUUGAUAUGGCCCACGAAUGA